Heterobilharzia americana is the source of this 717-nucleotide messenger RNA. NCBI's taxonomy places the organism in Eukaryota, Metazoa, Platyhelminthes, Trematoda, Strigeidida, Schistosomatidae. The record is from the annotation of a GenBank genome assembly.
AUGUACUCUGGCCCUUCAAAACCGGGAGACCCUAUUGACUUAGAAUAUUUCCUGACUACUGAUAAACCAGAGGAAAAAGUUGCAAAAUGCCCCCCAGAAAUAUUUUUUAAUUUGGGAAUCAAUCCUGUUGCUGAUGGUUCUGCCUACCUUGAAGUGGGUGAUAUCAAGGUUGCUUGCUCCGUCAUUGGUCCUACUGAAAUGCGUCAAGAUAGUCAGUUGGUCACUGCGCUGAAAUUCGCUCCUUUUCUGUCAUGGUUGCCUAAAGAAAGCCAGUUAUCGUUAGAGAAGAAACUAGGACGUCUAUUGUUGAGUGCUAUUGAGCCUUCUGUUAUGCUGCAUCAAUUCCCGAGAGGGAAGUAUGAAAUCGUGGCAAAUAUUUUGGAUAUAUGUCCACAUAACUCAACUGGAUUGGUGGGAGAUUGUCUGGCUGCUGCUAUUACGUGUGCAGGACUAGCUUUGGUUAACUCUGGUGUUCAAAUGUAUGAUCUUCUGAUUAGUUUGAAUUUGAAUCUGUCCAAUCUUGGAAAUGAAAAUGGACACAUUUGUGUUGCUGUUUUACCUCGUCUACGUCAAUUUUCUUUGUUGUAUACAGUGGAUUCACAUAUACCUGAUUCGAAAUUUCUGCAGAAGUCUUUAACCUAUGCUAUGGACAAUUGCAUUAAGCUUGCAGAUGUAAUUCGGAAUAAUCUCUGUGGACAGCUUAAAAUUAAGAAGUAA